Messenger RNA from Crotalus tigris (Tiger rattlesnake), 5286 nucleotides. RefSeq names its product zinc finger protein 740 (gene ZNF740). The record is from RefSeq and is a predicted model, not a curated record. Gene Ontology annotation, biological process: regulation of transcription by RNA polymerase II. Gene Ontology annotation, molecular function: DNA-binding transcription factor activity, RNA polymerase II-specific; RNA polymerase II cis-regulatory region sequence-specific DNA binding. The coding region runs from base 512 to 1072 and encodes 186 amino acids. NCBI's taxonomy places the organism in Eukaryota, Metazoa, Chordata, Lepidosauria, Squamata, Viperidae. Gene Ontology annotation, cellular component: nucleus. The transcript is spliced from 7 exons.
UUGUACCGGGUUCCGACAUUUCCGCUUCCAGGGCGACGGUGACGACGGUAGCGGUGGGAAUAGCGGCAGGACCAGCAGCAGCGAUAGCCGAGGCGUUUUGCUUUGGUCUCCCCGAGAGAGGGGGAGCCGGCACGCCGGGAGUUUGAACUCAGGUGGAAGCUGGAGGUGGACGUACAGCAAUAUUGUGCUUCUUUGCAAAGAAGACCUCAACAUCCUUUCCCUAGCAAGGGCCAUCCUGAAGGGGGAUUUAGAUUUGGGGUGACUCAUCUGCAAGAGCAGCACAGUCUGUAAUUUUUCUCAGCUUUUAACAAGGCUGGGAAAACUUGCUGCACGCCAUUCUGGACUCUCCGACUCCAGAAAGAUGUCAACAAAGUGGAAGGUAUUGGACGGGACCGGCGCAGAAACGAUUUACUGAAAAAUCUUUGUAGUCGUAAAAUUCUUUCCUGGGCAAGAGAGAGAAAGCGUAAGGACUUGGCGUAAUCUCCGUAUUGAGGACUGUCAGACUAACGCGAUGGCUCAGGCGAGCCUCUUGGCAUGUGAGGGACUCUCUGGUGUUUGCCUGGUGCCAACAGUUGCCAGCAAGAAGAUGAUGCCGAAACAAAGCUCUAAGCAGGUGGAGAACGGGGAGAGAGGGGGUGCGCCGGACAUGCUGGGUCAUCGCAAGGAGAGCGAGAAAUCGCGUAGUCGGAAGGAAGAAGAAACAGCAGAAGGGUCUCCUCCUAAAAAAUCCCUUAAAAAGGUAAUGGUGAUAGAGCAGAAUGGAUCCUUCCAGGUCCGGAUUCCCAAGAAUUUUAUUUGUGAGCACUGUUUUGGAGCAUUCCGGAGCAGUUAUCACCUCAAGAGACAUAUCCUUAUUCAUACUGGAGAGAAGCCUUUUGAAUGUGACGUGUGUGACAUGCGCUUCAUCCAGAAGUACCAUCUGGAGCGCCACAAGCGUGUCCACAGUGGAGAGAAGCCAUAUCAGUGUGAACGCUGCCUGCAGAGCUUCUCCAGGACAGACCGGUUGCUGAGACACAAACGAAUGUGCCAGGGCUGCCCCAGCAAAGCAUCCGACUCCCAGCUACUGCUUUAGAGUUGGGCCAGAGAAGAGUUGGGCUUUUAAGAAGGAGCUGGGACGCCCACCAGAUGCUCUGGGAGUGGGCUUGUUCGCCUGCUUGUGUUUUGCGCCUGGGUUUGCCUGCUGAGCCUACUCCUGUGGAAGGAGCAGAGCUGAAAGUGGGCAUAGACUUCAACUAUGGUCUUGACACUGUAAAUAAAUGGAGGACAAAGCAGGGCUGGCUCCCAGCCAUUUUGGGAAGCUCGCUGCAGUUGGGGAUAAACAUUGCCAAGGGUGCGCUUUCUGUUUCUGUUUAGUUUCUUUGAAAUUAUCACCAUUUGCCUCAGGAAAGGCUUUGAAAGCAUAGUGGGGGGGCCUUCUGCAAGCCAUUCUGACCAGAUCCGGUGCUCUCAAUUAACAGACGAUCUGCCAGAUGGCUUGAUAUUUGGGCUUGCAAAAGUGGGAGAACGACAGGCAAAUAUUUUAUGGAAAAAAAAAAAAAACAGUGAUCACCGCCAGUCGAGCAGCGAACUAUUUUGCGGAGCUGAUCCACUACCUGGAACGGAUUAGCAGCAGCAGGAUACUGCACUCUGGCAUCACAAGAGACUGUCUCAUUUAUGCUUGGGCAUAAGGUCUACGGGACUUUUUUUUUUCUUUCCGUGCUAUUCUCUUAACCGUGAUUAGUGGUCUCAACUUUCAGGUUUCAAGAAACAAGGGCUGCAGAAGGUGACAUGCUGUUGGGUCAACAUAGAGAUCUACCUUAGAUGUGUUCCAUUUAUCAAGAUCCGGUUGAUAUUCAGCUGGCUGGAAGGCUCUGUUUUCCUCCCAGGAGAGGAGGAUAAUUGUGUGUGGUCCCUUCACUUUCCCUUGUAAAUAGCCAUCCAUUCAGGACCUACCUGUUACAUAUCCCUUCACGUGGAAUUCAGAGCUUUCUUAGGCGGCAAUCCUGUUUCCGUAUAAAUAAUAUGAAGCGCCAGCUCUAGUCCAUGGGCACCCAUCUUCUAAGCCUCAUGCUGAAGAACGGCGAUCUCUGUGGGGGGAGAGUAGGGGAGGGCCUCUUGAUAAGUCUCUUGGAAUAAAAUACACCUUGGGAAGACUGAGGGUCAGCAUUCCCAUGCACCAUGAAUUCUGAUUGUUCCUGGGAUGCUUCGUUGAAGUUUGAAAAUAAGGCUUGUUGCCAAUAUGCAAUUUUUUAAUACAUGCUAUUAUUUCAGCUUAGUUGCAAUAGGCAGUGGCAGGUUUGCAAGGGAAAGCAGGAACCCUCCCAAGACCCUUGUCCCCCCCCCCCCCCCGUCACAUUUACAAUGGUCUUUCUACAGGGCAAGUAAUAAUUUGUCUCUUGAGUCUGGAAUAAACUUGUUAGAGGAGCAAACACCUCCAUCUGAAUGAUAGAUACAAAUCUCACUUGGGCUUCAAAUACAUCCCUCCCUGAAUUAACUACUCUUGAGUUAUGCCUUGCUUUAAGAUAGGUUUUAACCAAGGGCUAUGUUGGUAGAGGAAUGGUGAUCUUUGGUCACGCUGGAGAGCUUCGUUCUUGAGGGGCUGCAAGUAGAAAGGUUUUAUAAACAGAGAUGGGAUACUUUAGAUCACUGUUUUUCAAACUUGACAACUUUAAGAUGUGUGGGCUUCUUAACUCCCAGAUGUGUGGCUGGGAAAUUUUGGGAGCUGAUCUUAACAAUUGCCAAGUUUGAAAAAUUCAAGAUUGUUGCCCCCCCCCCCUUUCAACUAUUUAGGAGAUUCCAGUGUACUAGCAAGAGGCAUUGUUCUUUUGAUCAUCUUUCUUCUUGCCUAGGGAUCAUGGGAGUUGUAAUCCAAUAAAUCUGGAAAACAUUAGCUUGGGGAAUGUUACUGUAGAGGAGAUCAUUUUUUAAAAAAUAAAAGCUCUUUGAUUCCCCUUCCCUUGUUCAUUGGAAGAGCCAAUAUUAUUCACAGCCUAAAAUUAACAUUGACUUUUAGUUUGCAGUUUCUAGGAAUGAUUAGGACAUCCCAAACUCUUGGAGGUUUGUUGCAGUUUUGGUGGGGCUGAUAAAAAUGAAAAUGGCUGCUCUUUAGAAAAAAAAAACAUACCACCCUAAUAUCUUUCAGUUUCCUGAGGAUUGUUUCUCACCAAAGGGAAAUAAAAUAAUUGCUGUAGGAAAAGGUUUGAGGAAAUGUAGAUAUUUAGGAAAAAAGGAGGAAAGGAAAUUGGAAUGUAACUGUUUCAGGGGAAAGUAACAAUGUGCUCAGGUGGGAGAAAAAAAGUUGCUUGAGUAGAAGAAAUCUCUUUGUCAAGUACUAGAUGUAUUUUUCUGUCCUUCUGGUCCUAAUCCAAUAAUUGAGACAUGGCAUUAUAAAGCAUAUUCACUGUUGCCUAGUAUUUCUCUAAGAGACGGGGUGAAUCUCUUGAGUGAACCGCCUCAUACUGCCAAAUGCUUUACGUGCCAAGCAGGGUAAUGACUCUGGGCUCUUUGGGGUCCUCUAAAGCAUGUGCAGCUUUAGGAGCACAGGGAUGUGUUUUGCUUAGGCUCUGCCCUCUUGCUAGGGUGCUGCCAUAGGAACUCGGGAGGCUAGUUAACACGAUGUACUCUGGGAGAGGAAUUCCACAUUCUUGACCAGCGCAGUCAUUUAUCAACAAUCUAGAUAGGCAUUAAUUGGUGUCUGCCAAUUUUUGUUGUCCAGCUCUCUUUCCUUGUUCAGGAGUGAAGGAAGAAGAAUGUUAACCUCAAAAACAAGUUGUAUGUGACAUUCAUUGCUGAAUUUUGCUCAGAAGUGAAGUACUGUAUGGUGUUGUUGAUGGGGGAGAAGGCAGAAAGAGUGUAACAGUUCAAGAAUAAUUUUAAUAAUUGGACAGAACAAUAUGGUUCAAGCAUUUUUCUAUUAAAUUGCCUGCAGGCAGUAAGUUAGCAAAAUGCGGGGAAAUAGUUUUCUGUGGAAGGUUGUUUUAUUUAAACAAAUAGCUUGACCCUCCCUAAUGAAAUUGAUAGUAUCUAUUAAUUGCUAUUGGUUCGUCUCGACUAGAAAUGUUAUGCAGUGGUUAUAAUUGCACUAAGGUCUUUGCAUUUUCUUUUUCUUUACAGAGAUGAAAUUGAAAGGAAGUGAAACUUGCCUGGAAGUUUCACUGAUUGCCACUCUUUAAAGUGCAAGGGACCAAAACCAUAUCAGAACGAUUUUUUUUUUCAAAUAAAAUUAUGCAGAGGCAGUGAGGUGAAAAGAGAACUAAUAUGUUGAAGGUUCAGGAAAGUGAGACUUAGCUUUUAGGUAAAAACAAUGUACUGUUUUAAAAUAUUCAGUACCAGCACAAUGGAUGGAAUUGCUUUGACGUGUUUGUAUCAAAGAGAUGGAUGAAUUGGAUGGCUUGACAAUUCCAGGUCACAGCAGACUGGAAAAUGGGGUUCUGUGGAAUGGAAAUGGAAAAUGUGAAAAUGUGCUUCCUUUGUGGGAACAUAAGAGACACACAAUUUUACCAACACAGUCUUAUGGUAAUGUCUCUCCUGGAGAUGGAGAAGCCAGUCUUUAGAGUGUAUGUGUGAUGAUUUUCCCCUGUAUCUUUGUCCAACCUGAAUAUGUUGCUUAUACACACAGCCCCCCAGGAGAUAUACAAGUCCAGACCUCUGUAAUUCUGACAGAUAAUGUCUUGUGUGUGUGUGUGUGUAAAACGACAGUGUAUGCAAGCCAAUCUGUGCGAAAGUCAGGUGGAUUGGAACCUUUGUGUACCCUGAGGAGUGCCUGUAUUUGUGUUGCGCUAAAGUGUAGCCAAGGGCACAUUUUUUGAAGGAGCUUUAUUUGCCCCUUGUCCUCCAUCAUACUAAUUUCCCUCCAUGGAAGUGAGAAAUCUCAUUUUGACAGUGGAUGCCAUUGGGAACUGUUGCUAUUCCCAUUCCUUUCCUUGGGUGCUGGUAGCAGAAGGACAAAUUGUGCUUGUCACAUGGACUGGGUGCCUUAAGGUGCUUUCCGAUGUGCUGCUGCUGGUCUUAAUUUAGGAGUUUGUUUAAAUAGGAAGAAGAUGUGACGGAUCUUUUCUUGCAGUUCAUAUUUGGCUUUUACAUAGUCCUCCUGAAAGGAAAAAAAACAAUCUAGCACUUCAGCCUGACCAGAUACCCUGUGGACUGAAUGUGAAGGUCCAAUAGCUUUUUCUAAGAUAAUUUAUUUUCCUUCCCUUUAACUCAACUGAUUUCGCAGGGAAGGGAAUUGGGGCAGGGUUGUGUUACCCUAGGACAGGAUCACUUUUAAAUUGUAGUUUUUAUAAGAUGCUAUAAACUUGUAUCUUUUUA